Scheffersomyces coipomensis is the source of this 3327-nucleotide messenger RNA. RefSeq names its product GTPase (gene RIA1). Gene Ontology annotation, cellular component: ribonucleoprotein complex; cytosol. The transcript has a single exon. The record is from RefSeq and is a predicted model, not a curated record. Gene Ontology annotation, molecular function: ribosome binding; GTPase activity; GTP binding. The coding region runs from base 99 to 3203 and encodes 1034 amino acids. NCBI's taxonomy places the organism in Eukaryota, Fungi, Ascomycota, Pichiomycetes, Serinales, Debaryomycetaceae. Gene Ontology annotation, biological process: cytosolic ribosome assembly.
UACAGUGCGAUGAUUCAAAUCUAUAAGCACAAAAAAAAAUUGGCAACAUAAUUCUAUUAUUAUAAAUCAAUCAUACUAUCACGACAAGAAUAUAAGCCAUGAGAUUAUCUGAAGAAACAAUCAAUCAAUUACAACUGAAUCCGUCAUGUAUAAGGAAUAUCUGUAUAUUGGCUCAUGUGGAUCAUGGUAAAACUUCAUUAAGUGACUCUUUAUUAGCCACAAAUGGGAUUAUAUCACAAAGAAUGGCAGGUAAAGUCAGAUACUUAGAUUCCAGAGAAGAUGAGCAAUUAAGAGGUAUUACAAUGGAAUCAUCAGCUAUAUCAUUAUAUUUCAAGAUGGGUCGUAGAAAGCAAGACUCUGAAGAAACUGAAAUCAAUGAAUAUUUAAUUAAUUUGAUUGAUUCUCCAGGUCAUAUUGAUUUUUCAUCAGAAGUGUCUACAUCAUCAAGAUUAUGUGAUGGUGCCGUGGUAUUAGUUGAUGCUGUUGAAGGGGUAUGUUCUCAAACUGUGAAUGUACUUAGACAAUGUUGGAUUGAUAAAUUAAAACCAGUGUUGGUCAUUAACAAAAUCGAUCGUUUGAUUCUUGAAUGGAAAUUGACGCCAUUGGAAGCAUAUCAACAUAUUUCAAGAGUUAUUGAACAAGUUAAUUCUGUUAUUGGUUCAUUUUUCGCAGGUGAUAGAAUGGAGGAUGAUAUGAUUUGGAGAGAAAGUGGAGAAGAUAGUGAAUUUGUUGAAAAAGAUGAUGAAGGAUUAUAUUUUACACCUGAGAAAAAUAAUGUCAUCUUUGCUUCUGCUAUUGAUGGAUGGGCAUUUACAGUGAAUACAUUUUCAAGAAUAUAUGCUGCGAAAUUGGGUUUCUCUCAUAGCGUAUUAACAAAGACUCUCUGGGGUGAAUUUUAUCUUGAUAUGAAGAAUAAGAAAAUUAUCCCAGGUAAGAAAUUAACUGCAAAACAACAAAGCUUAAAACCAUUAUUUGUAUCUUUAAUUUUAGAACAAAUUUGGGCAGUAUAUGAAAACUGUAUUAUAGAAAGAAAUCAAGAAAAGUUGGAAAAGAUUAUUGAAAAAUUAGGAGCUAAGAUAACUCCUAGGGAUUUACGUUCUAAAGAUUAUAAGAAUUUAUUAAAUUUAGUAAUGUCACAAUGGAUUCCUAUAAGUCAUGCUAUCUUAGGAACUGUUAUCGAUUAUUUACCAAGUCCAAUAAUCUCACAAUCAGAAAGAAUUGAAAAAGUUUUGGAUGAAAGUAUCUAUAAUGUGGUUGGUUCUGAAAAGGAUAAAUCGAAAUUAGUCGAUAUAGAAUUUGAUAAAGCAAUUCGUAACUGUGAUUCAUCUGAUCCAGAACAUCAUACCUUAGCAUAUAUUUCUAAAAUGCUUUCUAUUCCUAAUAAAGAACUUCCAAAAGAUACACCAGUCGGUGGUGAGUUAACAGCUGAGCGAAUCCAAGAAAGAGGAAGAAUAGCUAGAGAAUUAGCCAAGAAAGCAUCCGAUGCUGUUGGUGCUGCACAACCCGCCAACAAUGACGAGUUUGUUAUCCAACCUAAAAGUAAAGAUGCCUUUGAAUGGGAGUUUGAAGAAGACGCUUUUGAAGAAGAUGCAGAAGAAGAGGAAGAAGAACAAGAAACCGAGACUUUGGUUGCUUUUACUCGUCUUUAUUCUGGUUCUUUAACAGUUGGUCAAAAAAUUACUGUUGUGGGACCUAAAUAUGAUGCUUCCUUACCCAAUGAUGAUCCAACUAACGAAGAACAAAUAACAUAUGAUGUAGAAAUACAACAAUUAUAUUUAAUCAUGGGUAGAGAAUUAGUCAAAAUCACUACAGCUCCGGCCGGUAAUAUUGUUGGUGUAGUUGGUCUUGAUAAAGUAAUUUUAAAGAAUGGUACUUUGUGUUCUAAAAUCGAAGAUGAUAAACCAUAUAUUAAUUUAGCAUCAAGUUCGACCUUAAUCCACAACAAGCCUAUUAUGAAGAUUGCAGUCGAACCUACCAAUCUUUCCAAAUUAGAGAAAUUAGAAAGGGGAUUGGAUUUGUUAGCUAAGGCUGAUCCAGUGUUAGAAUGGUAUUUUGAUGAUGAUUCAGGUGAAAUCAUUAUGUGUGUGGCUGGAGAACUUCAUUUAGAAAGAUGUUUGAAAGAUUUAGAAGAGCGAUUUGCCAAGGGUUGCGAGGUCACAGUUAAAGAACCAGUCAUUCCAUUCAAAGAAGGUUUAGCUGAUAACAAGAAGGAUACUAAUUAUGAAGAUUCAGAUGAUGAAUCAGACGAAGAAAAUAAUCUCGGUAUUAGUCUUGAAUUUGAUGUUUCUCCGAUUUCUAUUGAAGUAACUAAAUUUUUAAUCAAUCAUGAGUCAGAAAUAAGUGAACUUAAUUCUCAAAAAAAGUCAUCUGAUAGUUCAAAUGAAUUUAAACAAAAAUUCAUUGAAAUCAUAGAUGAACAAAAAUUCGAACAUGAAUUCGAAUCAUCUGAAGCUUUAGUAGAUAGUAUAAUUGCUUUUGGACCAAAAAGAAUCGGACCUAACUUAUUUGUUGAAUCUCCAAAGAACAACAAUCAAUUCAGACAUGUAUUCCAAGAGUCAUCUUCCACAAAGUUUGAGUUUGAAAACAAUGUGUUGAAUGGAUUUCAAUUGGCAUCAAAUGAAGGUCCAAUUGCUGCUGAACCCUUACAAGGGGUUCUAGUCACUCUUAAGAAGAGUGCUAGAAUCGAAUCGGAUGCUGCUGCUAUAUUGAAUUUAGGUGGAAGAAUCAUAACAUAUACUAGGGAUCUUAUUCAUAAAGAUUUCUUACUGAAAUCAAGAAGAUUAUUCCUUGCUAUGUAUACAUGUGAUAUUCAAGCAUCAGCCGAAGUUUUAGGUAAAGUUUAUGCUGUUGUUCAAAAGAGAGGUGGAUCAAUUAUAUCUGAAGAGAUGAAAGAAGGUACACCAUUUUUCACUAUUGAAGCUAGAAUUCCAGUGAUUGAAGCCUUUGGAUUUUCAGAAGAAAUCAGAAAGAGAACUUCAGGUGCUGCCAGUCCACAAUUAAUUUUUGAUGGAUUUGAUAUGUUAACCAUUGAUCCAUUCUGGGUUCCUCAUACUGAAGAAGAAUUAGAAGAAUUAGGUGAAUUUGCGGAAAGAGAAAAUGUUGCUAGAAGAUAUAUGAAUACUAUCAGAAGAAGAAAAGGUCUAUUCGUGGAUGAGAAAGUUGUUAAGAAUGCUGAAAAGCAAAGAACCUUGAAAAAGGAUUAGAGUAUUACCCUAUAUAAAGAGUAAAUUUAAUAGAUCUGUAAAUAAAACCAAAUUUGUAUACCAAAAUCUCAUUAUGUACAGUCUCACUAGUAAUCUUUGAUGAAGAGAGGAAAAAAAAAUUUGU